This is a messenger RNA of Impatiens glandulifera, 953 nucleotides long. RefSeq lists its product as uncharacterized. Gene Ontology annotation, cellular component: Golgi membrane. Bases 1 to 945 code for a protein of 314 amino acids. The transcript has a single exon. Lineage: Eukaryota; Viridiplantae; Streptophyta; Magnoliopsida; Ericales; Balsaminaceae. Gene Ontology annotation, molecular function: hexosyltransferase activity. The record is from RefSeq and is a predicted model, not a curated record.
AUGGCUCGUGGAUUCAUCCUCACCACCUUUCUCUUCAUUCUCAUCCUUUCUACUUUCGUCGUCAUCAACCGUUUCUUCUUCGAAAACCUCUUAGAUUUCGGAAAAUCCUCGAUAAUUUCCAAUUACGUCCCAAUAUUGCCCUCGAUCCACAUCAAUGCCUCGGCUCCAACCUCCGAAACCGAAGAAGAAAUUCGAAUACUCCUAGGGAUCUCCACCGUAGCCGAACAAUAUCAACGUCGCAACUUCCUUCGACUCGUAUACAACACUCAAUCCACAAUUGGCGCCAAGAUAGAUGUCAAGUUUGUGUUUUGCAACCUCACGAACGAAGAACAAAAGAUACUAGUAUCGCUCGAGAUCAUGAGGUACGACGAUAUCAUCAUAUUGAAUUGCAAAGAGAACAUGAACAAUGGAAAGACCUACACUUACUUCUCGAGCCUUCCCGAUAUGUUUAAAGACUCUUCCAAUAUUGAACCAUAUCCGCCCUAUCAUUACGUUGUGAAGGCCGAUGACGAUACAUAUUUUCGACUAGAUGCUUUGGUGGAGUCGUUAAGGCCUUUGCCUAGGGAAGAUUUAUACUAUGGUUAUGUUAUUCCGUGUAGUAGUAUGAAUCCUUUUCAACGUUACAUGUCGGGUAUGGGAUUUUUGGUUUCUUGGGAUAUAGUUGAGUGGAUUAAGGAUUCGGAUAUUCCUAAAAGUCAUUUGGAUGGUCCGGAGGAUAGGGUUUUUGGAGAUUGGCUACAUUUUGGUGGUCGAGGAAAGAACCGGUUUAAUGCUAAGUGGUCAAUGUACAACUACCCCGAACCGCCAUCGUCGUGUACGCAUGAUUUGUGGCCAAACACUAUUGCGGUUCAUCUCUUGAAGACGCGGGCCAAGUGGAUCAAGACAUUGACAUAUUUUAAUGUCACGAAAAAUGUUAAAGCAUCUAAACUUUAUCAUAUAGAUUGAGUUUGAAA